Anolis sagrei ordinatus is the source of this 2325-nucleotide messenger RNA. RefSeq names its product NK1 homeobox 2 (gene NKX1-2). Gene Ontology annotation, biological process: regulation of transcription by RNA polymerase II; cell differentiation. The record is from RefSeq and is a predicted model, not a curated record. Gene Ontology annotation, cellular component: nucleus. NCBI's taxonomy places the organism in Eukaryota, Metazoa, Chordata, Lepidosauria, Squamata, Anolidae. Gene Ontology annotation, molecular function: DNA-binding transcription factor activity, RNA polymerase II-specific; RNA polymerase II cis-regulatory region sequence-specific DNA binding.
GGAAAGUGCCAGGCGGAGGCGGCUAUCCAGCCUCCUUUUUUCCAAUCGCAGACCUUUUUUCCUCUUGUCAAACGGGGAUCCUCCUCCUUCUGCUCCCCCUCCUCUUCUUCCUCCUCCUCUUCUUCUUCCUCCUCCUCUCACCCUUUGGAGAAUCCCCCUUUACUUCUUAGACGUCCAUCCUCUCUCUAUGGACAGCAGCCUCUCUCUGGGAUCCGGCUGUGCGCCUUCAGGAGCGCAAUAUCUGUUUCGCCUUCACCUGCAGCCGACCUUGUGGAUCCUCGUUGGAGAUCUACUGGGAUUAGGAAAAGGAGGAGGAGGCAGCGGCGUUGGAGGGGGAUGCCGGACUGCCAGGAAAGCGGGGGGAAAGGACCCCCCAUCCACACCAAGAUCUCCUUCUCCAUCUUAGACAUCCUGGAUCCCCAGAAGUUCACCAGGAGGAAGAGCAUCCCUGAGAAGGAGAAAAGUUGGGGAAGAGUUGGACUCCUGGAAAGCAGACCCGGAAGGAAGCCCGAAGAGUCCCAAGAUGCCAGCGGCAGAGAAAAUGAAGUGGCCCUUGAUGCCUUGGAGCAAGAGGACCAUGACGACCAGGAAAAGAGACACUUAACCACCUCAGCAGGGUCUGGCACCACCUCACUUGACUUCCCUUCUUCUUCCUCGCCGUCCUCAGAUUUGGAGGAGCCCAGUUCUCCUCCUCGGCCAUCUUCCUCAUCUCCUUCCUCCUCCUCGUCAUCAUCCAAGCGCCGUCGAGCAGAAUCCAGUUGUGCCAAGCCCCGCCGGGCCCGGACAGCCUUCACCUAUGAGCAGCUGGUGGCCUUGGAGAACAAGUUCAGGGCCACACGAUACCUGUCAGUGUGUGAGCGCCUCAACCUGGCCCUCUCCCUCAGCCUGACCGAAACGCAGGUGAAAAUCUGGUUCCAGAACCGGAGAACCAAGUGGAAGAAGCAGAACCCUGGCCUUGAUGGCACCGGGCAGCCAGGGAGCAAUGCAGGGACCACUGGAGGAGGAAUAAGCAGAGGAAGUGGCAGCCCAGGCCCACCAGGCCCCAACACCUUGGCCUUCCAGACUUUCCCUUCAUAUGCACCCAACAAUGUUCUCUUUCCAUCCGCAGCACCUCUUCCCCUUGGGGCAGGAGGGGGACCCUUCCCUUCCUUCCUCAGCCCCACAUAUCUGACCCCCUUCUAUACCCCACACCUAUAGAGGGAGCCCCUUUCUCUGUGGUGGAGUGGAGAAGGGGCCAUGCUUGUCCAUGCCAGCAAAGGACAGAAAUACAGGAUGAGUAUCCCAAACGCUUGGGACCAGAAGUGUUUUGGAUUUUGGAAUAUCUGCAUUUGUAUGGUGAUGAAGAAGGGCCAUGCUUCUUCAAGCAAGCAAAGAACAGAAACACAGGCUGAGUGUCCUUUAUCCAAAAUGCUUGGAACUAGAAGGGUUUUGGAUUUUCAGAAAUACCUAUAUUUGCUUAUACCUUCGUAUAUCUAAAUCUUGGAGAUGGAACCAGAGUCUAAACAUGAAAUUCAUCUGUUUCAUCUACAGGCCAUUUUAUACAAUAUUUUUUAAUAAUGAUGUAAACGAAACCAAGUUUGUGUACCAUCAAGAACGCAAAGGUGUCACUAUCUCUGCCACACACAUGGACAAUUUUGGAGUAUUUUGGAUUUCGGGAUAAAGGAUGCUUGAGCUAUAAUACACUAGAAGACCUUCUCUGUCUCUACUCCACCGUCGGCAUGCCCUACUAGCAACCAGCAACCAUUGCCCCCAUUGGGUGUGUUUUCAGUCUUCCGUUCGGUGGAAAAAAGAGAAUGUGUAAAUUGUAGUAAAAAGACACUCCUAACCUUUUUCCAAAGCAAAAGAAAAAGCUCCACCAAGUCACUCAAGUGUGUGAAAUCCCUUUGGAAGCUGAAGGAACAUUAAUGCAAGUAUAUGGAUUUAUCUCCUCCUUUUUACACAAAACUACUAUACAGUAUUUUGUAUUUAUAUAACUGAUGCUUACUGUACACAGAAUGAAAAAAAAAAGACACAGAUGUGGAUUUAUCAGUCAGCCAAGACAGAUAAAUCUGAUUCUCCUUGUAAUCCUCCCUGUAAUUUCACUCCCUUCAACUGCCUGGAGAUGUUGAAUCAACUUAAUAACAUUUCUACCCUUGUUGAAUUUGCUAGUCGAGGGACCAGACUAUCCUAUUGCGACCCAUGCUGCAUGAUCUUCCUGUGACCAUUAAAUUCUCUCCCUAGAUGGGAAGGAAGGAUGUGUGUAAUAGUGACAUAUGCAAAUUGCAGAUUGGAAAUGGAGAUAGCAUUUUAAUAAAAUGUGCAUACCAUUGUGUAUUUUAAAAUAAA